Messenger RNA from Callorhinchus milii (elephant shark), 2430 nucleotides. It is a transcript of the gene ftcdnl1, whose product is annotated as formiminotransferase cyclodeaminase N-terminal like 1. The coding region runs from base 109 to 1116 and encodes 335 amino acids. Gene Ontology annotation, molecular function: transferase activity; folic acid binding. Lineage: Eukaryota; Metazoa; Chordata; Chondrichthyes; Chimaeriformes; Callorhinchidae. The record is from RefSeq and is a predicted model, not a curated record. The transcript is spliced from 6 exons.
UUCUGUUUGCCAUAUCGAGCCCUGUGUUCUGUGUGAUCCAAGGUCCAGAGAUCAUAAACAUUUGAGCUCCAGUAAGUGAUCGACCUCCCUGAAUGUGUAGAAUAAAAGAUGGCGUCCUCAAGACUGGCUCUCCGUUUGGCUGCGUGUUUGCUGAAUAUUUCUGAAGCCAGGAACCAAUGCAUUGUAGAAAAGGUGGCACAGGCAGCCGUUGGUAAUAAGCAAGGUCAGAUGGAAACUCAAGCAACUGUGCUUAACAUUUUUUCAGAUUAUGAUUAUAACAGAUCAGUCCUGACAAUCGUGGCUCCCAUUGAGACAUUAGGGUGUGCCAUUGUUGCAGCGUGUACUGAAGCCUACAAGCUCAUUGACAUGGAAAAGCACAGUGGCAUUCACCCGUGCCUUGGGGCUGUGGAUCUGGUCCCCAUCUACCCUCUCUCUGAAUCUGUUGGCUUGGGGGAGUGCGCCAAGGUGGCUCACGGUGUUGCCGAGAGGUUAACCCACGCUGUACCAGAGUGCAGCAUGUUUUAUUUCGGAUAUGCCGAUCAGCCUCUCAAACGGAGUCUUGUCCAGCGCAGGAAAGAGUCCGGGUGGUUCAGGAAGAGCAGCUCGAACAUGGAUGGAAUAAAACCAGAUGUAGGAACUGUGAUUUCUCCAAGAUACGGUUUAACAGGGAUUGGUGCCUCUGCUUAUGUCAUGAACUGUAAUGUGACAAUAAACACCCAGGACCUCGCAAUCGGGCAGCGGAUUGCCAGAGCCAUCCGUGGAGCAAGCGUGGGUGGUCUUCAGGGUAUCCAGGCUAUGGCCUUUCCCCAUGGAGGGAGGGUGGAAAUAGCUUGCAAUGUGGAGAGCCUUAAAGAAAAGGAGCAUUCGUUGCUGGCAACACACGAGCGGGAAAGCAGGAGUCAUGUUUCCUAUCGGAUUCAAGGGGAAAGUUAUCAGUACGUAUCUCCCAGUACUAUCGAGAGACAGAUUAAAAAGAUGGCUGACAGCCAGGGAGUCACAACAGUUGGUACAGCAUUAGUAGGCUUCACGCCUGAGCGCUGCAAAAGCUUGGCAGAACAGGCUAUACUUCAAGGGACUGGCAUGUUCUGGAAAGAACACAAGAUGCGUAAAAUGUGAAGGAAGCAUGGGUGUGUGAUUAAUGUUAAUAAGCAAUCAUGUUUAAAAUAACCAUGUGUCCUGAACAGCAGUAUCCUAGCCACUCAGGUAUGAGUGUUUUGAGUAUUACCAUCAAAUUUCGAGAAUCACUGACCUGCUUUUGACAAGCGGGUAUGAAAUGGAAUGGAUUCUCGCACGUGUACAGCAAUUGAUCAGGCAGGAUGUCCCACAGAGUGAAAGAGAGGUUAGUUCCUCUGCCAGGCCACAGAGAGGUGUAAGAGAAUAGUCCAGGGUGACUGACCCUCCACUUGGUGCUUAGUCAGGCAUAUUGGGAAGGAGUUUGCAAACUGUGGCUUUUGGGUAUCAGUGCGCUAUGCUGUUGGAGCAGUGAAGAAUUCUUUUAACAUUUUAAAGUAACUUGUAACUGAGACGAUCAUCUAUCCUUGUCAAAUUGUUCACCCUGGAAUUUCAAACUGAUGUGAAAGAAAAGUUACCGGUACCUGCGGACAAAUGCUGCAUUCACAUUGUUUAAUUGUAGGACUGUCACAGGCUAGUACAAUAAGAGUGGCUGUGAUUUUCAAAGCAUCAAUUCAUCGCCUUGUUAACCUAUUCUGUGGAUCUGAGCACCUGUCAUUGCUUUGACAGAUAGAGUCACUUGGGACAAAUGUUUGUUUCCUUCCAACGUGCAAAUUCGUAUUAAUACCUUUCUCCCUUCCAUUAUUAUUGUGCAGAAGAACUCAUCAAGAUUGUCAUUAGGACACAGGACUACUUUAUGUCAUUAGAUUGGACAAUUAAGCCAUCAGCUGUAGGUUCUAGACACAGCACUGUGCAAAUUAUGCAUUUCUGAUACCACCAGAAAAGAAGUCACGCAAGCUGCUUAAUUGUUGAAUAGUCAAAGUUAAGAGGUAGAUAUUGUAGAAAGAAAUGUGGAUUAAUAAACACCCUUUGCCUUAUUCUUCUGUUAAUAACCUGUCUAUUCUUCUGUUGUUCACCUUCAAAUAUACAUUCAAUAUACUGUACCUUUAAAUUCCUGCAAAGCAUUUUGAGACAUUUUAAUGACACAAUGAAGCACUAUAUUAAAUGCAAGGCUUAUUAUUAUUAUUAUUAUUAUAUUCUGUUGGAUAGCGGUUCUGACUUCAUACUUCAUUGUGACUUGCAGGGAGCAGUGAAAUCUUUAUUUUAUUCUCCAUUACUUUCCAUGAAAAAAAAUCACCCAAUUAAUUGAACGUACUUAUGUUAUUUGCAGACCUGGACCUUUCAGUUCAAUCCUACCUGAUUAUUUCUGUAUUUCCUGCUCUAACAAUCCAAAUAGAAAUAAAGCAAACGAAAAAUGUA